Molecule: messenger RNA, 1654 nt
Organism: Paramormyrops kingsleyae
Lineage: Eukaryota; Metazoa; Chordata; Actinopteri; Osteoglossiformes; Mormyridae
Product: dysbindin-like
Biological process (GO): negative regulation of protein kinase activity
Cellular component (GO): cytoplasm
Source: RefSeq, a predicted model, not a curated record
GUUUGUGAGACUGGAGUGUGUGUUUAACAGUGUUCUCAGGGCAGUUGUGCAUUUGUGUAAGCAGCAGAUGCAAUUACCACACUGUGUCAUAGCUCCUGCACAACUUCCUGAAAAACCCUGAGCACACUUCUUACAGAACACCAGGGAGCAUUUCUCAUGAAGAUCGUGGAUGAUUUGGAGGAUAAAACCUCAGAUCAUGUGCAAACAUUAUGAUGAGAUAAGAAAGUCAAAACGCCGCAGGUGGCGUUUGCUAUGUUUGUUCAAAGCAAAGAUGGGAGCAAGAAAAGGAGGAAAUGAGAAGCAGAGCAGCGCUGGCUGGAUUUCAUCGUGUGACUCCCCAGAGAGAGUGGGCCCUUCUGGCAUUUAUACAUACCUCAUAAUUUACAGCAGAAACACUAAAGAUUCUACGAGCAUAAAAGGAGCUAGGUCAUGAUCAGCAGCAGGACAGGCAGGCUUGUGAAAGGGGGCGCAAGCAUCUGCAGGGCGUCUCCAGCCGUGCCUCCGCUCUGGAUCCCUGUCCUACUCUGACCUGGAGAGGAGGGGGAAGAGCCCAAGAGUCCCAGAACCCCCACACAGUACAGCUAGUCUGAAUCGGGACAAGGAGCUAUGACGACCUCCACAGGCUCUGACCUCCACCACGAGCUCAAGCCAUUGGAGACGGAUCACAUCCAGAGGGUCUUGAGCAUUGGCUCAGAGCAACAUAUGAGACAGCAAUUCUGUGACAAGCUCUUCCAGCAAGACCUAGAAGCGAUUCUUUCUUCCAGCCACCUGCAGAUCGAACCCAGGAGGCCAGCCCUUGACAGCAUUUCCUCUAUGGAGGUUAACGUGGACUUCCUGGAGCUCACGGACCACAUGGAUAUGUUUGAGCAGGAGGCUCUUGACAUCUUUCUCAGUUCGGGUGGUGAUGAGAGUGACCAGCCCUCCCCCUUGGCAGAUAACACACACACCAAAGAUAAUUUCAAGGAAAGGACCUCUCUGCGAGUACAUGGAGGUUCUGAGUCCAGACCCCCCAUGUUGUCCAUCUCCUCUGCCUCCAUUGACCCUAUCAGUGAGGAAGGGGAGGAGACCCCCACCCAGUCAGAUGAUGAAGAUGAGCACACAGAUGUGUCUUUGCUAUGGGGCAAACCGCCAACUGAUGACAGAAAGAAAGAGGAUCCUGCAUGCCUCAUGUAGCAACAAGACAACUCACCAGAGUCGCUCACCAUCUGUUCAAAGGGUGCUUUCUGCUCCCAGUAGAAGAUGAAGUUAUUAAAGUAUGUUAUUAUUAUUUUUUAUCAUCACAAUAAUGGUAAUACUGAUGGGGAUGCUGAUAAUAAUAACAAUAUGUUUUAAUAAAAUGAAUUUUAAAGCACCUUUAACAGUCAAGCUUAAAUGAAUAGCUUAUUCUUGUAUCUUUUUCUUGUUUGUUUGCAUCUGAUUUUAAUUAAAAAAUAAAUAAAAUAAAAUAGAGGAAACAAUCCUCAUUGUACUUAUUCAUGCAGAUUUACAGGAGCAUUAGAAGCAUGACUAAUAGAAAGUAUUAUGCACUUUUUAUUAUAUUGAUAACAAUACAUAAGAGUUAAUGUAAUCUGAUGUUUUCCAUACAUUAGUUAAAUUUUCAGCGCUGACUAAGGUUGAUAUUUUCAAAAUGAUUAAAUGUGACAAUAAUAAUAAA